This is a messenger RNA of Magnusiomyces paraingens, 2013 nucleotides long. RefSeq lists its product as uncharacterized. The record is from RefSeq and is a predicted model, not a curated record. The transcript is spliced from 2 exons. Bases 1 to 2013 code for a protein of 670 amino acids. NCBI's taxonomy places the organism in Eukaryota, Fungi, Ascomycota, Dipodascomycetes, Dipodascales, Dipodascaceae. Gene Ontology annotation, molecular function: metalloaminopeptidase activity.
AUGGCUUAUCGUAUUCGUUACUGGCAGUAUAAUCGUCAUCUGUUUGCUCAGCACAUAUCUAAGCUUCUUUACUCGGACCCCCAUAGACCUCUUUUGUCUGCUGCUCGCUUUUAUUCAACCCAAGACCCCGCAUCUAGCAUGGCAGCUGAAAACACUACCAAGAGACUCGAAUCUCUUCGUGCUUUAUUUGACAAGAAUGGAAUUGGCAUUUACAUUGUUUUGACUCAGGAUGAGCACCAAAGCGAAUACCCCGCUGCGUCGGACCACAGACGCGAAUUUAUUUCAGGGUUUACCGGUUCUGCCGGCACUGCAAUUAUUACCAAAGACCAGGCAUUGCUUUCUACGGACGGCCGAUACUUUUUACAGGCGGAAAGGCAGCUGGACUCCAACUGGACGUUGUUGAAGCAGGGAGUGCCUGGAGUGCCUACUUGGCGGGAGUGGGUUGUCCGAGAGGCAACCAAAACGGGAUGCAACAUUGGUGUAGACCCCAAACUCAUUAGUUAUUCAGAAUACUCUGCCUUGGUCCGUGAUCUUAAGCAGUAUGGUUUACAAGAUUUACUUGUACCGGUAACGCCUAAUCUCGUUGACCUUGUAUGGGGCGAAGCCCGUCCAGCACGUUCUAAGAGCCUGGUGACUAUUCUACCUGUUCAGUACUCAGGGUUAUCAUCGAUUGAAAAAAUUAAACAGCUUCGUCAGACAAUUGAGAGUAAGCGAGGUCUCGGGUUUGUAGUGACAGCCCUAGAUGAGGUUGCAUGGCUGUUUAACCUUAGAGGUACAGAUAUCAUUUACAAUCCUGUAUUCCGAUCUUUUGGCUAUGUGUCUGCAACUGAAGCCGUGCUUUACGUUGACCCGGACAAGAUUAGUAAGGAAGUUGGGACUUAUCUUAAGAAGAAUCAGGUUACAGUUAAGCCUUACGAGGCUAUUAGCGAUGACCUCCAUACGGUACAGACUACACUACUGAAGCACAAUGCUGAAGCCACAAGCGUUGAGUUGCGCAAACGUGUACUUUCUUCAACUGACAUUUCGUGGGAGCUUUAUGAUGCACUUGGUGGUGAGGACAAUGUAACAUUUAUUGCAUCGCCGGUAGAAACCGCUAAAGGCAUUAAAAACAAGGUUGAAAUUGCAGGUGCACGAGAGUGCCAGAUUCGAGAUGGCGCAGCGCUAAUUCGAUAUUUUGCGUGGCUUGAAAAUGAGCUCAAGAAUGGACGUACUUAUUCUGACUAUGAUGCUGGACUUAAGGCCGAACACUUUAGAUCGCUUAUGGAUAAGUAUAAGGGUCUGAGUUUUGAAACCAUUUCAUCGUCUGGAGCCAAUGCUGCUGUGAUUCAUUAUGCACCUGCUAAGGAUAGUAAGUUUAUGGUGGACAUUAACGAGGUUUAUUUGUGCGACUCUGGGGCUCAGUACCUGGACGGCACAACUGACACAACAAGAACUCUCCAUUUUGGUACUCCUAGUGAGGAGAUUAUUCACCGAUACACUCUUGUUUUAAAGGGUCACAUUGCAAUUGCUCGUACAGUUUUCCCUGAGGGAACAAAUGGAUAUAUGCUUGAUGUUUUUGCACGGCAGUUUUUGUGGCGCGAAGGUCUGGAUUAUCGUCACGGAACAGGUCAUGGUGUUGGAAGUUAUCUUACUGUGCAUGAGGGGCCAAUUGGAAUUGGUCUACGAUCCUACUAUGGGAAUGCUAGUUUCCAGGCAGGUAACAUUUUGAGUAAUGAGCCUGGGUACUAUAAGGACGGACAUUAUGGUAUUCGUAUUGAGAAUGUUGUGCUUGUGAAGGAGGCUGAUAGUAAGUCUGGCGUGCCACCUAAUGAGUUUGGCAAGAAGAAUUUUGUUUUUGAGACACUGACGCGUGUGCCGCUUUGUCAAAAGCUGAUUGAGAAGAAGAUUCUUACACAGGACGAGAUUGACUGGAUCAAUGAUUACCAUCAGGUUGUUUACAAUGAUACUUUGAGUUUUGUUGAGCAUGAUUCGUUGGCGACGGCCUGGCUUAAGAGAGAAACUAGUCCUUUGUAA